This is a messenger RNA of Vigna radiata var. radiata (mung bean), 1679 nucleotides long. RefSeq names its product 7-deoxyloganetin glucosyltransferase-like. The transcript is spliced from 2 exons. Gene Ontology annotation, molecular function: UDP-glycosyltransferase activity. Lineage: Eukaryota; Viridiplantae; Streptophyta; Magnoliopsida; Fabales; Fabaceae. Bases 159 to 1607 code for a protein of 482 amino acids. The record is from RefSeq and is a predicted model, not a curated record.
ACUUUACAAGUCAAAGAUUAUCUUUCAAUGUCCACCAGAGCAAGUGCGUAAUAAUUUUCUUCGCCCUUUUCCUUUGAAAAUUAGCCUUUGAUAGCAGAGUCCGUGGAAGUGUUGUUGCAAGCACUUGUAUGUUCUUUCCCUAGGAAGAGAGAUCAAACAUGGCUUCUUCAGCCACAAUCAAGAAGCCCCAUGCCGUGUGCGUACCACACCCAACACAAGGCCACAUAAACCCAAUGCUAAAACUAGCAAAACUCCUUCACUUCAAAGGCUUUCACAUCACCUUUGUCAACACUGAGUAUACCCACAAGCGCCUUCUCAAAUCCAGAGGUCCUGAUUCUCUCAAGGGUCUCUCUUCAUUUCGCUUUGAAACCAUUCCUGAUGGUCUACCAGAGCCAGCUGUGGAUGCCACACAAGAUAUACCUUCCCUGUGUGACUCCACCAGAAGAACUUGCCUGCCUCACUUGAAUAACCUUCUCGCUAAAAUCAAUAGUUCAGAUGUCCCUCCAGUGACAUGCAUACUUGCUGAUGGUGUCAUGAGCUUCACUCUUGAUGCUGCUGAACAAUUGGGUGUCCCACUGGCGCUGUUUUGGACCCCUAGUGCAUGUGGGUUCAUGUGUUAUGUGCAAUUUCAACAACUCAUUCAAAAGGGAAUAAUACCUCUCAAAGAUUCAAGUUCGAUCACGAAUGGGUAUUUGGAGACUACGAUCGAUUGGAUACCGGGAAUCAAGGAAAUUCGAUUGAGAGAUUUUCCCAGUUUCAUUAGGACCACAGAUUCAGAGGAUUUUAUGAUUGAGUUCCUACAGUGGGAGUGCGGGAGGGCUCGAGAAGCUUCUGCAAUCAUUCUGAACACGUUUGAUGCUAUGGAGCAUGAUGUUUUGGAAGCAUUAUCGUCUAUUUUGCCCCCUGUUUAUUCCAUAGGUCCUUUGAAUUUACUUGUGAAGGAUAUUGAUGAUGAAGACUUGAAUGCAAUUAGGUCCAAUCUUUGGAAGGAGGAGUUUGAGUGUGUGGAGUGGCUCGACACCAGAGAGCCCAACAGUGUUGUUUACGUAAAUUUUGGGAGCAUCACGGUUAUGACAAGUGAACAGCUAAAUGAAUUUGCAUGGGGACUUGCUAACAGCAACAAGAGCUUUUUGUGGGUGAUAAGACCCGAUGUUGUGGGGGGUGAAAACGUUGUUCUGCCUCCAGAGUUUGUGGAACAAACCAAAGACAGAGGACUGUUGUCUAGUUGGUGCCCCCAAGAGCAAGUGUUGGCUCACCCAGCUGUUGGGGGAUUUUUGACACACAGUGGUUGGAAUUCAACUUUGGAAAGUGUGUGUGGAGGUGUGCCAAUGAUAUGUUGGCCUUUCUUUGCUGAGCAACAAACCAAUUGCAGGUUCAGCUGCAGAGAGUGGGGGAUUGGGUUGGAGAUUGAAGAUGUUAAGAGAGACAAAAUAGAGAGCCUUGUAAAGGAGUUGAUGGAUGGUACAAAGGGUAGAGAGAUGAAGGAGAAAGCUAUGCAAUGGAAGGAUUUGGCUGUAAGUGCUACUUCUGGUCCUUAUGGAUCUUCAUUUCUUAAUUUAGAGAAUAUGAUUCGAGAAGUUCUUGUGAGAGGAAAUGUUAAAAACUAGUGUAAGAAGAUUUUGAAUAUUAACUUACUCCUUCACCACACGACUAUAUCUAUUUACCAUUAUGUUUAACAA